UUCCUACAAAAUGGGCGUACAACCCGGCGGUUAAUCUUUUUUCUGAGCACAGCACACUCAGUCACCAUGCUAUUGCUAAAGUACUCGGAAAAGCAGUUUUCAUCUUUGAGGUCGUGAUACUUUCUCCCAUCCAUUUCCUGGUUGACAGUCUGUUGUGCAAUAUGAGGCUGGUGAUACUUGAUGACUACAACAAGGCCAGUGAAUGGGCGGCCAAGUAUGUGAGGAACCGGAUCUUGGAAUUCAACCCUGGACCUGACAAGUACUUCACACUUGGCUUGCCAACAGGAGGUACCCCGGAGGGGAUGUACAGAAAGCUGAUAGAGUAUCACAAGGAUGAAGGGCUCUCCUUUCAGUAUGUCAAGACAUUCAACAUGGAUGAGUAUGUAGGCCUACCACGAGACCACCCAGAGAGUUACCACUCAUUCAUGUGGAACAAGUUCUUCAAGCACAUCGACAUCCUGCCCGAGAAUGCCCAUAUUCUGGACGGCAAUGCCAAGGACUUGGUAGAAGAGUGUAACAGAUACGAAGAAGAGAUUAAACAAGCUGGUGGAAUUGAAUUAUUUGUCGGAGGCAUUGGUCCGGACGGGCACAUAGCUUUCAAUGAGCCUGGCUCCAGUCUGGUGUCCAGGACACGAGUCAAGACCUUAGCCCACGACACGAUCAUUGCCAAUGCCAGGUUCUUCGAGGGGGACAUCUCCAGAGUCCCAACCAGUGCCCUGACCGUGGGUGUCGGCACUGUCAUGGAUGCUAGAGAAGUCAUGAUCAUCAUCACUGGUGCACACAAGGCUUUUGCCCUGUACAAAGCUGUAGAAGAGGGGGUCAGCCACAUGUGGACUGUCUCGGCCUUUCAGCAGCACCCAAAGACCAUCUUCAUCUGCGAUGAGGAUGCCACGCUGGAGCUGCGAGUCAAGACGGUCAAGUACUUCAAGGGGCUGAUGAAGGUCCACGACAAACUCGUCCAGACCUCUCACGAACAGUCGGCCAAGAGGCCAAAACUGAAGUGAGAGAGCUCAGAAAAGCUCCGAUAUUUUUUCUAAAGAAAUGAGCCGCGAUAGUGAGAAAAACAAGGAGUAGCUCGGCACUGGAAGUAUCUUAGAGGUGAAAUAAUAUGACAUUUAAACAACUGUCGGUGUUGACUGGAUUUGCAAUUAAGUACACAUUUUGUGAAGUACUGUGAAAUGCAGUGUUUCUUGCCAUCGUUUAUGCACAAAGUAAAAUUAGCUCUGGUACUAUUUUUGCACAGUUUUGAACUUCAUUCUGAUGGUUUUUCCGUCAGUAAGUCCUUGGUGUUCAUGAGGCCUGGCCUUCAUGCAGAACAGCAGAGAAAUCUUUGGCAAUUACCAUUCUUCAGUAAGGUGUUAUCUCGUCAGAACGGGUACAUGUUUGAAACGGAAGUUUCCAGAUGAGUUAUUUGUACUUUAUUGUUUAUUGCACAGCUAUCUGUAAAAAAGGCUCCCAAACACUCGAUUGCAUGUAUUUUUUGAGAGUAACGAAAAGAUAAAUAAGUACACCUGCAUUGAAAUCCCCUCAGCUUAUUACCAUAAGUGUUGUGUGCACUCUUUCAGUGCCUCUGAACUCAGCUCUGCCAUUUGCUCAUCAGUUCUGUGAUCUUGUCACUGUACUUGCCAGCAGCCACAUCUUCAGCCAUCCUGAAUAAUUAAACCGAAGAUCCUGAUUAAAACCAGCGUAUCAAGCAUUGCCUUGUCAUCAUAGAAAAUGUUAAAGAUGAUCUCCUCAAAUGAGAUGUUUUAGAUUCACAUGAAUUGGUACUCAUGAAAUAGUUGUCUGUAAGAGAAUUGAUGAAAAAUUUAGACAGUUGGAAGGGUGAGAAGAUUUGGAGUUGGAUUUGUAGUUGGAAUAAUAAAUAGAUUAAAAAAAGUGAAGAUGAUUAAGUUUGAGAAAGGUCUUCCUGAACCAUUGUUGUCAUGAAGUAAUCAGAAAAUUAAAGUCGAUGUGUGUCUAUGCAACCUUUUUCUGAACUGUAAAGUGGAUGUUUUUUCCAAGUCUCAUUGGAAAGUUCACUUUCAGGAAAAUAAAGUUGACUUUUCUGAGUUGGUACUCCAAAAUGAUUUUAAGGCAUUGAUAUGCUGCCCACUAGUAUUUUUCUUGAUAUUUAACUUUUUGAGUGUGUGUCUUUGCAAUAAAUAAACAAAAUAACUGGCA
Acanthaster planci (crown-of-thorns starfish) is the source of this 2163-nucleotide messenger RNA. Its product is annotated as glucosamine-6-phosphate deaminase 2-like. Gene Ontology annotation, molecular function: identical protein binding; glucosamine-6-phosphate deaminase activity. NCBI's taxonomy places the organism in Eukaryota, Metazoa, Echinodermata, Asteroidea, Valvatida, Acanthasteridae. Gene Ontology annotation, cellular component: cytoplasm. Gene Ontology annotation, biological process: N-acetylglucosamine catabolic process; N-acetylneuraminate catabolic process; D-glucosamine catabolic process. The record is from RefSeq and is a predicted model, not a curated record.